ACUGCGCCAUGCAUGGUGCGCAGAGAAGGACUGUCAUACGCAGUCCAUGGUCCCGGGUUCGCGAGGGCAGGUUGUAUAAGAUUGUGUUGUUUCUGUCAGAUCGUUGGCUUUGAUUCGAUUUUGCCAGUAUCGGUGAAGAUUUAGGAAAAAAUAGAAAAAAUAUUAUUCCGGUGACAUAGUACGCGGUCGACCUCGAAUUUGCGAGUUUCCAGUGUCGAACCCGCGACGUGUCCAAAAUGUUUUCCGGCCUAACGAGUCAAGUGUCCAACUGGAUGGGCAAGAAAGGCGAGGACGGCUCCGUUUUACCCGAAGAAAAAGUUGGCUCCCCAGGUGCCGGUGGUGAGAUUGAUGCAGAAAAAAAAGAUAAUAGUCAACAGGGAGGCAGUAAAAUGGAGAUGCUGGCAGGAGUGAAAUCCCAAAUGACUGGGUGGUUAAGUGGAGGGAUUCCUGGAUUGGGACGUGGAGCAGCAGGACCUGCAGAAGGUGAAACUCCACUUCCAGGAGAGAUCAAUGACAACGAGGUAGCAAGGGAUCCUGGCCAGGGUGCCACAACAGAUAAUGUAAAAGACGAUGAUGCUAGCAGGUGGGUUGCUGGUGCCACCGGGGGUGCUGACAGUGGACCAGCCAGCCUCGAGGGCACGCCGACUGAUGACAAAGAUGGACAACAAGCAUUUGGAGCUGUUUCUACAAAGGCCCUGGCAGGAGCGAAGAGUCUUGGUGGAUUUUUGUACAGCGCCGUGAACAAGGCAGGAAAAACAGUUGUAGAAGCCAGUGUGAAAAUUAAGAAGACGGUUGAGGAAAACAGACUAAUAGCUGAACUAAACAAAGAACAAGAUGCUUUCAUCGCUGGGAAACCAGGUGAAAAGGGCGAGGCUGUCGCUCCAUGGGUAGGUGCACCAAAUGAAGACGCAUUGCGUGAAGAAUGCCUAGCCCUUUCAACCGAUAAACGUAAUUUCGUGAGGGCACCACCUCCAGGCGUUGAAUUUGCAUGGGAUUUUGAGGCGGUUCAGCCAAUGGCACAAGCGACUCUCGCCUUAGACCCCAACUUAGAGCAGAUGAGGUUCGAACUGGUCCCCAAAGUCAUAUCGGAAGAGAACUUCUGGCGUAAUUACUUCUACCGAGUGUCCCUUCUUCGUCAGAGUCAUGAACUUAACGCUAUGGCGAGCCAAGCAGAAAGUAACCCUCAAAAUCUUACAUCUAGCAUCGACCAAACCCAAGUUCAAGUGAGCACUGGCCAAGGAACCACUGGAGUUGAUCCUUCAACGAGGAAUUCGACGACAGCUGAUUCACCAAGUCACGAAUUCGUGUCCGAUAGCGUACGAGCCUCGGACACAGAUUUGCAGGAAGUCAGGGAAGGCAUGAAAAAAUUAGGAAUGCAAUCACCCAAAGCCUAAAAGAAGAGGAGAAUCCCGUGUACCAUUAUCCAAAGCACAGCUCUCUUUUCUCCGAAACGACAUCGUUUUAGCGAUUAUCGAGUUUCAUUUUGCAUUUAUCUCUUCAGCUAGUCCCGUUUAUUUCGUUAUUUUUCUCAUUUUCCCUCGGUUUUUACUCUUUCAUUGAUACCCAGUCAUCGAUAGUCGUUCGUGAUUAUUCAUAAUUAUGGUUUUAACUUUGAUCUUUACGUUUCCAUUCCUUUUGCGAUUUAUGACACGAUCGAGUCAGUCGGAUAAGUUCGAAACUAAUCUGAAAGUUUAGGAUACACCUUCGUAGUCGAAAUUCGGACUAACGUUCAGGAUUAACUGUACCGUUUACAAUGUUAGAAAAUACAUUUAAAACCCACGAGUGGUGCAAUUAACGGUAAUUAAUAUAAUUAUUACUUGAAGGUACGCGCGCAUCAAAUAAGGAACAAAAAAUUAUAUUUGACUAUCUGUCCGUCUGUCUGUCGUCUGUCUGUCCGUCUGUCAUCUAUACUUAUCUUGUCACUUUAUUCUCUCCGUGUUGUAAAAGUUGUAAAGUAUAUAAAAUACCGAUGAUUAUUAUUAUAUAAAGAAAACAUAAGAAGAGCAAAAUAUAACUUAGAUUAUUAAAUUUGUUGAAUGACAAUACGUGUUUACGGGAUAAUAAAUGUCACGAUUGUAUAUUAAGAAACUUCGUGCGCGGAGACCGGCUAAAUAUCAACGCUGGCUGUAGAAAAAAAUGCCCGGUUCGUCGAAAAAUUACAUAAUCGCGUUUUUACACUAGAGAGACGUAACGCUGGAACGUGAUUCGCUGCUUUUUGAUCUCCGCCAUAAGCUGGUCCUCAAAAGUAAGAUUUUUUUAAAUGGCCCCGAUUUCUUACUUUUCGGCUUAUGUGGCAAACAUUUUUGGUGAAAAAAUUCGAUUUUUUAGGACCGCUUUAGUGCGCUCAGAACUUGGGUACAAGUUUAUCGAUACAAUUUUCGCUAACUCAAAAAAUAUAUUUUGAACCUAAUUUUAGAAAUUUAAGUUAUAUUUAAAUUCUGAUUUAGUACCUUAAAAAAUUCGCAUUCCGAACUCGUUUGAAAAAAAAUAUUCCUUAUUUCGUUUUGAGCCAGCGAAUUUUGGUAAAAUGGAAUGAUAGACAUAUAUAAAAUAUCAAGAGUUUAUCGUUCGUUAAAAAGAGACAGGAUAUCAUAAAUUUUCACAAGAGAGAAAGGUCGAGAAUACGAGGGAGAAACCGUAGGCCUAUCUAUUUAAAAUUCAAAUAAAGGAUAGUUUGCGCGCAGGACGUGCUCGCGCCUUUAACGUUUGUUUAAGAGAAACUUUUUAAGAUAAUGGUGCAAGUAUCAUCGUGCAACUCAUGCGUGUAUAAACGAUCCUUAAUGGGCUGGAAAUUCGCAGCUUUUCUGUCCAAAUGUUUUCCUGCUAUUUUCGAUUUCUGAGACCCCCAAUUCGCUUGUCCCGGUGAUAAAAGAAUUCAAUUGAAUUAUAUCAAAUUUAAGGAUAGAGAAGAAUGUAGGAUUAGAUAAAUCUGAAAUUUGCGCUAAGUGAACUUUCACCUCUUUAACAGGUUCAAUCUUGAUCCUGUUUCGUCUGCUAUUAAAAACGUUUCGUUUGAACAUUUUUCGCUCCAAAAUUGCUACAAGACUUUCUGAUCAAUUCUCAUUGCUUUGGACAGCCGUUCUAUUAUGAACAGUCGAUUAUUAAUCGCUGUUAAUCUGUGAUUUAGGAGUUUAUGCGAUUAGGAGACUUUGCUUUAAAAACUAGUUGUGUUGAUUAUUAUCAAGUAGAAAAAAAUGAGGUUCAAUUUAUGAUAGGGAUAAAAAGGAAUGGUUGGAAACCCAAUUGUCUAAAUUACUUUGUCAAAAAUGACAAAAAAUUGAUUUUUAUGAACUGAUUUCUCAAUGAUUCCAACAUUUCUUUCCUUGAUCAAUCGUGAGAUUGAAUUCCUGGUCUAUUGCGUGUCGCUUUCCGUUUUCAUCACUUUUUAUUUUCCAGCACUUGGAUUUAGUUCAUCUCCUUUUUAAUUUGAGUUGCAUUAACUAGCGAACAUUCAUUCUCCACUUGUCAUAAACACAAUGCACAACAUACACAGAGAGAUAAAAAAAAAUACGCACAUACACACGUCCAGUGGCCCUCUGGAAAAAAGCUUCAACGCUGCUUGUGACUCCGCAGAAGAAGAUUGGGAACGGGAAUUGGAAGCUGAGCUCAAGGAUUUCGAAGUUGUUUCCGGACAGGAGAAAAAUCAGGCGGCGAACUCUGGAAAGGACGAUUGGGAGGAGCAAAUGGACGAUCUC
This is a messenger RNA of Belonocnema kinseyi, 3695 nucleotides long. It is a transcript of the gene Sap47, whose product is annotated as synapse-associated protein of 47 kDa. Lineage: Eukaryota; Metazoa; Arthropoda; Insecta; Hymenoptera; Cynipidae. Bases 237 to 1394 code for a protein of 385 amino acids. Gene Ontology annotation, cellular component: cytoplasm; synapse. The transcript is spliced from 9 exons. The record is from RefSeq and is a predicted model, not a curated record.